UGAGCUAGAUGUAAAUACUGUAGAUCAAUAUGCUGAAGGUAAUGUUCUAUUAGAAAAUAAUGAAAUUGAAAAAAUAAUUGCUAAAUUACUGGAUGAAAGUUCAUAUACGCCAGAGACAGCUCAAACCAUAGCAAUAUAUCUACAAAUAAUUGAAGAAUCUGUUGCUACAGAAGAAAUACUUGAUGAUAAUGUAAUCAUUUUUAUAGUUCUUCAAGCUGAUGAAAAUGAAGAAUCAGUUGGGCAAAAAAUUAAAGAUAAAAAUGAAGUAUCUGAUUUAUCUGUAACAGCUGCUAAAGUAUUUAAUGCAAUGCAAACUGUUAUCCAAAAUGAAGAACAGGAAAUUUCAGAGUUAAAUCUCUCUCUUGAAAAACUAGGAUUUUAA
Messenger RNA from Dentiscutata erythropus, 382 nucleotides. Lineage: Eukaryota; Fungi; Glomeromycota; Glomeromycetes; Diversisporales; Gigasporaceae. The record is from the annotation of a GenBank genome assembly.